AUCAGGGGUUGGAUUAGAAGACCUCCAAGGUCCCUUCCAACUCUGUUAUUUUAAACACUUUAUCCGAUAGAGAUGGGCGGUUAAGAAAUAGUAUAUAUUUCUUUAGGCCACUAUAUAUAAAUCAAUCAAUGAAUCAACCAUAAACAGAACCAGUCAAACUUUGGAAGCCUCGAUGCUUUUCACCUUUUCUUACCCUAACAUUUCUGAUUACAAAGUGGGAGGGGCCGCAACCCUCUACGCCCCCGCCCCAGGUAGAAAACUAGAGAGGAAUCUGCUUGGUUUCCAUUUUCAGGGACUGCAGUACCCGUGAGAAGCGAUCCGAGAACAGCUGUUUGCAGGGUUUAUAAGACUGCGCCCAUUGAUGCUAGCAAGAGUAAAGAACUUCCGCGGCUGCUCCUUUUUCCAGUGCAAAGAAGGGCAUCUGGAAAGCGAACGGGCAAACCUCCGGCGCGCCUUCUGCCUUAGACACGGCCGCCGUUUCCACUCUUGGGAGAUGCACCGUAGCGGGAAGCUCUCGGGCGAGACAAGCCGCUGGGGGCAGCAGCGGAAGCCGCCAAGCUCCUCUCUCAGGGGCCUCCACCUCCUCCGCCUUCGCCUCCGCCCCUGCCGGCGGUGCCUUCCCAGACUCCUCUCCGGGUAAACAGCGAUGGCCGCAGAUGAAGGAGGCGGAGAACAGGAUAACAACAUGGGAAACCACUUGCAGAUCCUCCCCGCCGAGAGUGAGGAAGAGGAUGACGUUGAAAUGGAAGUUGAAGAUCAAGACAGCAGAGAUGCUGAAAAGCCAAACAUCAUUAAUUUUGACACUAGUCUGCCAACCUCUCAUGUGUAUUUAGGAUCAGACAUGGAAGAAUUUCAUGGAAGGACUGUCCAUGAUGAUGAUAGCUGUCAAACAAUUCCAGUUUUACCCCAUGUGAUGGUAAUGCUGAUUCCUGGUCAAACAUUACCUCUUCAGCUUUUUCGUCCCCAAGAGGUUAGCAUGGUCCGGAACUUAAUACAAAAAGACAGAACCUUUGCUGUUCUUGCAUACAGCAACAUACUUGAAAGAGAAGCACAUUUUGGAACGACAGCUGAAAUUUAUGCCUAUCGGGAAGAACAGGAAUAUGGAAUUGAAACCGUCAAAGUAAAAGCUGUGGGAAGACAGCGGUUUAAAGUACUUGAACUAAGAACUCAAGCUGAUGGCCUACAGCAGGCCAAAGUACAAAUCCUUCCUGAGCGGGUACUUCCUUCGACUAUGUCUGCAGUGCAGCUGGAAUCCCACAGCAGAUUGCACAUUUUUCCUUCUUCUAAGCCUGAAACAUGGCAGCAUCAACAGAUACAUCAAUGGCGACAGAAAUACCAAAAGCGCAAGUUUCACUGUGCUAGUCUGACUUCCUGGCCAUCGUGGUUAUAUUCUUUAUAUGAUGCUGAAACCUUGAUGGAACGAGUCAAGGACCAGCUUCAUGAAUGGGAUGAAAAUCUGAAAGAUGAAUCACUUCCAUCAAAUGCAAUAGAUUUUUCAUAUAGAGUUGCAGCAUGCCUACCAAUUGAUGAUGUUUUGCGAAUUCAGCUGCUUAAAAUUGGUAGUGCUGUUCAGAGACUGCGCUGUGAAUUAGAUAUUAUGAACAAAUGUACCUCUCUUUGCUGUAAGCAGUGUCAAGACACAGAAAUAACUACUAAAAAUGAAAUAUUCAGUUUAUCCCUAUGUGGACCUAUGGCAGCCUAUGUGAAUCCUCAUGGCUAUGUGCACGAGACCCUUACUGUCUACAAGGCCUGCAAUCUGAAUCUGAAUGGCAGAUCUUCCACAGAGCACAGCUGGUUUCCUGGAUAUGCAUGGACUAUAGCUCAGUGCAGCAUCUGUGCAAGCCAUAUGGGUUGGAAGUUUACUGCAGUCAAGAAGGAAUUGUCACCUCAAAAAUUCUGGGGACUGACCCGUUCUGCUCUGCUGCCAAGAAUUCCAGAAAAAGAAAAUGAAUCUGGGCAAGAAAGAUCGCUAGUGCUUUGCCUUUGAUCUGGGCACCUUACUCAGAACAAACUAAAAGUAGUUUGUGUCUCGAAGAAAAAAGUAUUAAAAGUAUCUGCCUCUGGGAUCUGGUUGUAUAUUUGAACUUUAUGAAAAAGGCACUGUUACUUCCGAAGGCCCUGAAAAAUUUAAUAUUUUGAAGAUGUACAAAAUGUGAAACGGAACGUGAGAAUAAAGCAGACAGUUUCAUGUUUUCUGGCAUGUACUGAAUUGAACAGCUCGGAUUUACAGCUGCUCUUUAAUAAUGUAAGAAGACAUCUAAUGUUGUUGAGGAGCUAAAGCUGAGUAGAAGUGACAUGAAGACUAUAUAACUUAAAAGUGUGCGUAAUGAUAGCUAUAAUCUAUUGCCCGCUGUUUUAAGGUAUUUUCCUGUAGAAUGUGGUGAAUUUACUAGAAUACCUGUUUUCUACCUGUAUGAAAUAGUUUACAGGUACCACUAGCAUUUGCUUCAAUAAGCCUUAAAAAGACAAGGAGACCCAGUCUUCUAAAAAGGAGUGUGCAGCUCCUAAGAUCAGACUCUAGCUCAGCGGUCCCCAACCUUUUGAGCACCAGGGACCGGUUCCAUGGAGAAAGGUUUUUCUGCAGACAGGAGGGGGCAUGGUUUCAUGUACUGCCUGCAUCCCGCAGAGGGGUCUUUGCUUGUUUGCGCAGCCCGGCUUCUGGCAUGCCGCGUCCGGGUGCCGGUCCACAGACUGGGGGUUGGGGACCCCUGCUCUGGCUUACUGUAGAAGCACGCAUUGAAGCCUGCUGCUCAGAAAAUCUACGAAAUGCAACUCUGGUUAAAACCAGACUGUUUGUGUUUGCUUUAUCUCCUUUAUAGGAUUUUCACUCCAUUUGGCAUUUUCAGAUUUCCUUUUUUAAAAAAGUAGAAAUGUAGGUUAGUUGUUUCUGCCUCUAGCAGCAUAAUAAAGGGUAUGAUUUUCGAGAUUGAUCUCUCCAGUGCAUUUCAGUUAAUCAUAACACAAAAGUUUAUAAUUAAAUGUUUUGAAGCAUUAUGUAUCUUUUUACGUGUCUAGGGACUUGACAUCGCAGUUGUUCAUAAAUUAUAUAUUUGGUAUUGGAAAACAGCAGACAUCUUACUACUCUUUGUAAUUUCUUAUCUGAAGCUGAGGGAUUGCGGGGUAAUAAUGCUUCUGAUAAAAACUUGUUUUCAGGAGAUAGUAUGGUAUAGAAAUGGGUGCCAAAAAGAAGAAAUAAAGACUUAAUACAUUGUUUUUUCCAGAAUGCACUUCAGUAAAUCCACAGGUAUCAGAUUUGUUUCAUAGAAAUAUGUAGUGAGCUUGUUAAUAAUAUGUGUUGAGUUACCUUGCUGAAAUAAAAACUUUGCUGAAA
Crotalus tigris (Tiger rattlesnake) is the source of this 3331-nucleotide messenger RNA. It is a transcript of the gene CRBN, whose product is annotated as cereblon. The record is from RefSeq and is a predicted model, not a curated record. The transcript is spliced from 11 exons. Bases 647 to 1987 code for a protein of 446 amino acids. NCBI's taxonomy places the organism in Eukaryota, Metazoa, Chordata, Lepidosauria, Squamata, Viperidae. Gene Ontology annotation, biological process: protein ubiquitination. Gene Ontology annotation, cellular component: Cul4A-RING E3 ubiquitin ligase complex.